CUGGUGGUACCCUGCCCCACCUCAUCACCCACACCCCAAGUAAAUCUGCUUUUGCCUUGGCCAGGUACAUGCCAGAAGCCCUGGUGGGACCCAAGACUCCGUCUGGCACCAGAGCAGGAAGACUACAACAGGAACGAAGAAGUGACGCUGAGCUGCCCUGAGGGUUUCCAGCCACCUUUCACCCACGUCAGAUGUGCAGGGGAAGUCCAGCCCAACAGUCACGGGAAACCUGUGUACAUUGAGGAGUGGCUGGGCAAGGACCCGGGAGGUGCCUGGAUCCACAUUCGCUCCAAGGUGGAGUGCGUGGUGAAAUGCCAGAAGCCCCAUUGGGACACCAGGAUUCUCUUUGCCCCAGACCGGGGUUCCUACGACCUCAAUGAGACGCUGACAUUGACGUGCCCUGAAGGGUACUGGUCACCCAGUCCUGAGGUUGCCUGCAUGAAACUCAGCCCAAGGCAACGCUUCGUCAUUCCUCAGAUCGGCUGGUUUGUGAAAAACAGCAUGGGACACUGGAAGCCUGUAGAGGGGAAUAUGAGCUGUGUGGAGGCCUUCCAGGUUGUGCCUGGGACUUUGGAGGUUUCCACCACCAGCAUCAAACUGAACUGGACCUGCAGUCUCCCUGAUGCCUGCCAGCGCAUGCAGGCCACGUGCAGGCUGGCAGGGCCUUCCUCCCCUCCCUGUGAGGCUGAGGAUGUCACAGCACAGGAGAUGCUGCACGGCCAGAAGGGAACAUUUACCUGUCCCCCUCUGCAGCCCUUCACUGUCUACAGUGUCACCAUCUCAGUGCCCCCCAGCACAAUCCUGUUCACACGGCUCCUGAGGACAAAGGCAACAG
This is a messenger RNA of Oxyura jamaicensis (ruddy duck), 835 nucleotides long. RefSeq lists its product as uncharacterized. The record is from RefSeq and is a predicted model, not a curated record. The annotation marks the transcript as partial. NCBI's taxonomy places the organism in Eukaryota, Metazoa, Chordata, Aves, Anseriformes, Anatidae. The transcript has 3 exons.